Molecule: messenger RNA, 1149 nt
Organism: Ylistrum balloti
Lineage: Eukaryota; Metazoa; Mollusca; Bivalvia; Pectinida; Pectinidae
Product: neuropeptide Y receptor type 5-like
Exons: 1
Coding region: 1-1149 (382 amino acids)
Biological process (GO): G protein-coupled receptor signaling pathway
Cellular component (GO): membrane
Molecular function (GO): neuropeptide Y receptor activity
Source: RefSeq, a predicted model, not a curated record
AUGGACAGAAACACGACCCAAAGCGUAUCGUCGUUUGAUCAAAUGGACACAAUGUUCUCGUGGGAGGGGAAGAAUUUCUCUAUUCAAGAUUUUUGGCGUCUACAAUCACAAGUAGAAUUCUCGAACAGCUGGUUUGGUUCUGUGGGCGUGUGCGUGUUGGUGCUGACGUUUUCAGUCAUUGCACUUUUCGGUAUUCUUGGAAAUGCAGCAAUGUGUUAUAUCAUCAUAAGGAAACGGAAUGUAAGAUCAAGUCGCAACUGGUAUAUUCUGAAUUUGUCUAUAUCAGAUAUUCUAACUUCUGUCUUGUGUAUUCCUUUCACCGUUGUAAAGUUGAUUUUGAAACAUUGGCCACUUGGGAAAGUGUUAUGUAAGAUCGUACCUAGUCUGCAGACAAUAUAUGUGUUUGUAUCAACGUUUACUAUUGUAUUCAUAGCUAUUGACAGGUAUAAAGCAAUUGUACAAUGCACCUCGCGGGACUGGACGCGACCGAGGUAUAUCUUUGUUAUAGUAUGGCUGGUAUCGUUUGCACUGGCACUUCCUAUGUUAAUUUAUCAUGAUGUUGAAUCGGUUUGUAUAUCGAAAGAUAUAAUUCUAUUUUCGUCAUGUUUGGAGAAAUGGGAUUCAGACAUUGCUCGGAGGAGUUAUGCGUUGUUGGUGUUGUGCAUUCAUUUUGUUUUUCCUAUCAUAGUUAUAAUUGCGUUACAUAUUCUUAUUUGUAAAUUUAUACGUACACAUAUUGAAUCUAAACCGUCAUAUUCACGGGAACUUCACCGAAGUAGAAGAAAUUUACUACGUCAAAGAAAAAAUAUAAUUCUUCUCACGUCCAUAACUGUCAUAUUUGCGUUAACAUGGCUUCCCCUAACGUUGAUUAACCUCUUAGCUGAUAUUAACUAUCAACUCUUCACCGGAAUAGACUUUAACUGGCUAAUUGCUAUCUGUCAUGUGUUUGCUAUGAGUUCCGUCUGCAUUAACCCUAUCGUCUACGGUUGGUUUAACUCAAACUACAGACGUGAAAUCAAAGCUAUGUUUUGUUGUAAAUUUCAGGAUAAAGAUGUAAACAUCAUAAUGAUAACUCGAUAUCGAGAACGAAUAGAACUAUGUUUACAUGGAUAUGUUUCCUCUCGAACACUCAGAACUACGGACACUUGA